AUGAUAGGCAACUACAUUAUAGGAGCUAACUCUGCUCCGCUCAAUCUUAUUGAGAUUAUCAAUAUUCAGCAAACUCUGUUUACUAUCACCUGUCUCUCCCCUGAGCUCGCUCUCCUCCUCUUCUCUGUCUUCCUCUCUUCCUCCGUCGUCUCUCCUCGCAGUCUCUCCGGCUCGGAUCUGCUCGGCGUAACCGCCAUCAACUCCUCCGCAGCGUCUCUCAACGCUUCUCUUUCUAAGCCCAAGGAGGGCAGCUUCGCCGAUAUCAUCGAUCGCGCUCUCGAGAAGGAGUUCAACGAGACUGACCAGAGUGAAGCAGCUGAUCCUGGAAGCUUUAACAACAGUGUAGCGGGUCAGCAGGCUGUUCUUGAAACAGUAGCCAGGGUAAAGUCAAAGAAAAAUGAGACGAAAGAGGAAAAACCAUUUAAAUUCCAGGAAGUCUUCUAUCUAGAUAAUGAUAACAGAGCUGAGGACACUCCGACCCUGAUAGACCGAAAAGACAAUGUCUUCAUCAUAUCCAAUUUCAAGUCAAAGUACCCAAUUUUGCAGUUAGAUUUGAGAUUGAUAUCAGAUUUGGUUGUUGUCAUUGUAUCUGCAACUUGUGGUGGCAUUGCUUUCCCUUGUGCUGGGCAGCCGGUCAUAACUGGAUAUUUGCUAGCAGGAUCUAUCGUUGGGCCUGGUGGAUUGAACUUUAUCAGUGAGAUGGUCCAGGUUGAAACUGUAGCUCAGUUCGGUGUCAUAUUUCUGCUUUUUGCGCUGGGUCUAGAGUUUUCCACUGCAAAGCUUCGAGUUGUCCGAACAGUUGCUGUUCUAGGGGGCCUUCUUCAAAUUCUUCUCUUUAUGUUCCUGUGCGGUACUACGAUGUCGUUGUGCGGUGGUAAACACUCAGAAGGUGUAUUUGUUGGAGCAUUUUUGUCGAUGUCAUCAACAGCGGUGGUGCUGAAGUUUCUCAUGGAAAAGAACUCCACAAAUUCUCUUCACGGACAAGUUACGAUCGGUACCCUUAUCCUUCAGGAUUGUGCUGUGGGUUUGUUAUUUGCAUUGCUUCCUGUUCUUGGUGGAAAUUCUGGCAUUCUACAGGGAGUGGUAUCAAUGGCAAAACUGGUGGUCAUGUUGCUUGCUUUUUUGGCUGUUUUGUCCAUUUUAUCACGGACAUGUGUUCCUUGGUUACUGAAGUUAAUGGUCAGCUUAUCAUCACAGACGGACGAACUCUAUCAGUUGGCCUCUGUUGCAUUUCGCUUACUUGUAGCCUGGUGUAGUGAUAAGUUGGGCUUAAGCCUUGAACUGGGUUCUUUCGCUGCCGGAGUUAUGAUAUCAACUACGGAUCUCGCUCAACACACAUUGGAGCAAAUUGAACCCAUUCGCAACUUAUUUGCUGCUCUUUUCCUUGCGAGCAUCGGGAUGUUGAUUAAUGUGCAUUUUCUCUGGAAUCAUGUCGACAUAUUGUUAGCCUCUGUUAUAUUAGUUGUUAUCAUAAAGACCACUAUAGUUACAACAGUUGUUAAGGGGUUUGGAUACAAUAACAAGACGGCCCUGCUGGUUGGAAUGUCUCUGGCUCAGAUUGGGGAAUUUGCCUUUGUUCUCCUUAGUCGUGCCUCCAAUCUUCAUCUCAUUGAGGGGAGACUUUACCUCCUCCUCCUGGGGACAACCGCUAUUAGCCUGGUUACGACACCUCUGCUUUUUAAACUCAUCCCAGCUGUUGUGCAUCUUGGAAUUUUGCUAAGAUGGUUUGUUCCAGACAGCUCUGUCGAGAUGGGUAUGAAAGGAGAGGUUCUGCGACCAGAGAGCGGGAAACAACGGACGUCACACCAAUCCCACAAUUCAUAGAAAGCCCUCCCAAAGUAAUCAUUGAGAAAAAACCACACGGAUGAAUGUUCGAAGUCGAAUUUGCGGAAUGUAAAUUGCGUCAGCUGCAUCCUCGCUUAGUCCUAACCAGACGAAGAAGAAGAAGAGAGAACUGAGACACCUGUUUCUUCCAAGACUAACUCAAGGCAUCCGCCUCAGAGACAGGUAAAUAACGAUCCUUCUUUCUUGCUCACCCCUCUUGUCUCUGUUCCUCAACCGGGCUCUAUUCCCUUGUUACUAUCAUCUUGUUUUCCUCUUUUCCUCGUGUGAUCCGAAAAUGUGUAAAUCUCUUCUCUCUCUUUCUCUCUAUUGGCGUUUAUUCCUUGUUGGGUUUGGGGUGGGAAUCCUCUGGUCUCUAUUGUGGUUUGUGUUCUUGGUGUGAGCUUUGGGCUCUGUCCUUCUCCUUCCUUUGUAUCCAAAUUUUGUCCUCUUUACUUGACGAGUUUCUCCUUUCUCUUCUCAACUUUAUUUCCAUCA
This is a messenger RNA of Tarenaya hassleriana, 2319 nucleotides long. RefSeq names its product K(+) efflux antiporter 6-like. The record is from RefSeq and is a predicted model, not a curated record. Gene Ontology annotation, molecular function: potassium:proton antiporter activity. Gene Ontology annotation, cellular component: membrane. The transcript is spliced from 21 exons. The coding region runs from base 1 to 1824 and encodes 607 amino acids. Gene Ontology annotation, biological process: proton transmembrane transport; potassium ion transmembrane transport. NCBI's taxonomy places the organism in Eukaryota, Viridiplantae, Streptophyta, Magnoliopsida, Brassicales, Cleomaceae.